This is a messenger RNA of Tetrahymena thermophila SB210, 2082 nucleotides long. RefSeq lists its product as hypothetical. The record is from RefSeq and is a predicted model, not a curated record. The transcript is spliced from 2 exons. NCBI's taxonomy places the organism in Eukaryota, Ciliophora, Oligohymenophorea, Hymenostomatida, Tetrahymenidae.
AUGAAAAGAGCGUUCUUUAGAUUAGGGAAUUUAUUUAGGUAAAGAAGAUUCUAUCAAGCUUGUGGAGUUGGAUUAAGUUUGACAGCUGUAAAAUCAUUUUAUCACAACUAUUUUACUACUUAUUGCGAAGAAGAAGUGAAAAAAAUUGAGUAAAAUAAUAUUAAUGAAGCUAAUAAAGUUGAUGAUGGUGAGCUUGAAGAAUUUUUCAAAAAGAAUAAUAUAUUGCUAAUUAAUAAAUAUUCAGAUCUUUCUGAUAUUAUUGUUCACCAUAAAACGCAAUCAGAAUGUCUUGUUUUCUUGCCAGGAUGCUCAGAAGAGUCCAUUAAAAUUAUGUUGAAAUCAAUUCAAAAUAAAAGAGAAAAUAGAAAAAUUAAAUUUUAUGCUUUUAAACCUUCAAAGUUCCAUCUUAAUGAUUCUUUGUAGAAGCGUGAAUAAGAAAAAGAAAGAGAUCUGUAAGAGAGAUUAAAUGGAGUAGAGUUUUUUGGAAUUAACUGUUUUGGUGAUUUGAGAUACUUUUCUUUGAAUUAGAAUUCCUAGAUUAGCAACUGGAAGAAUUGUAUUGGCAGAAAUAUUAGCUAAUAAGCAUAUUUUCAGAGAAUUAUGAAUUUCUUUCAUCCUCCAAAAAUUGUUGGUGAAAAAGACUACCCACAAUUGAUAUAAAAUAUUAAUGAAUUGACAGAAGAAGAUAGAUUAAUUAUUAGCUAUAUCCCAGAAGAAAAAGUUUAUGAUGCUAACUUACCUAAAUUUAGCACAUAUGAUUUGUAUCGUUAAGGUAGAAUAAAAAACAUAAGUUAAUUAGAGAGUAGAUUUAGAGAUAUUUCCUACGAAUACAUAGAGAAGAAUACUAAAUUUAUUAUCAUAAGAAAUCCAGACAUAGCAUAGUCGUUAUCAAUAGGUAAAGAUGAUAUAGGAGAAAUCUACAUUCUAAAGCGUACAUAAAAGUAAAUGAAUAAUGAGUCUAAUUGGUUUUUCCAAGGCUAAGAGUAUCUUUACAAUAAGAUUGAAUGGGAUCCAAAUAAUGACUAAGACAUUUAGCUCAAUUAGAAUUAAAUCAUUGAAAAACUCUAUCAACGCAGUUUUAAUUAUGUCAAUGCAAUUCACACUGAUCAUGAUUUAAACAAUUUACUCUAAAGUGCUAAUGAAAAUGGUGUUAAUAAGUUCUUGAUAUAUUAUUCUGCAGAAGCUAUAGAAGCAGAGUAUGAGCAAAAGCUUACAAAAAAGCUUAUUUCAGUUAAAAAGAACAUCUAAGAUCAAGAUUUCUAGAUUAUUUUUACUAAAAAUCCUCUAUUGCUUAAAAACUAUUUCCGUAUUAUCCCUGACAAGUAUACAGAUACAGUUCGUUUUCUAGACUAUUCAUCCAAAAGUAAAAACUUAGAUAAAAGAUUGGCAGAUUGGACAACUCUCGCUUUCUAUUCUCCAAAUAACACAGUCCAAAGUCCUGUCCCAAAAGAAUAAUAAAUAGCUAACGAAAUUCCAUUCUAUUAAAAAGAAUCAGAAGAUGCAUUAAGGUAUAAGUAUGAAGGAAAAAUAACCAGAAACAAGCUUAGUUAUUUCGUGAAACAGAGUAUUUAGCAAAGCGAAAAGUAGUACUACGAAUUUGAUCACUAAUCAUAAAAAUACUCGAGCAGAUAUUUAAAUGCAUCAAACUUUAAUAAAGAAAUAUUAUAAAAUAACAGUGAUGAUAUUAGUCUAGUUUACUUCUAUAAGCCAGGUUGUCCAAAUUGUUAUGCUAUGCACAAAGCCCUUGAAAAGUUUGUGUAAGAUUUAGAUAAUAUUAGGGAACAUAUAAAUCAAUAUGAAAAAGGUUUGAAGGAAUAUAAAAACUAUGACGAUAACUUAAUUAAUUAAUACAAUCUCCAUAAUUUUGCCAACCUUAAAAACAUAAAGGUGUAUAGAUACAAUAUAUAUAACGAAUGUAAAGAAUUCCCAUCACCCAGUGCUUCUCCACUUGUCUUCUUAUUCACCAAAGACAAUAGAUAUAAACCAAUACAAACAGAUCUCUUAAAAGAUAGAGUCAAUAUUAGUGAUUCAGAAAAAGUUUCUAGAUACUUAUUUAAAAAAAUUGAUUUACUAAAUUUAUGA